AUGGUACCUAUAAGUCGUCAAUCACUACAAAAGAUCCCUUUUUCUUACGCCUCUUGUUCAAUCGGUUGUAAAGCAAGCGACACACUUCCGCGCAGACUUGAAGCGAUCAGCAAUGCAGGAUUUCUCUCAAUUGAGCUUUCGUUUCCCGAUAUCAUCGAAUAUGGAUCCCAAUUAGUGGGCCAUUCCAUCCCACCUGAAAAUUUCUCUGAGAUCAUACCUGUUGCUUCGGAUAUCCGCAAACUGUGUGACGCGAAUGCCUUGACUGUUAUGAUGCUGCAGCCCUUUGCAAAUUUUGAGGGUUGGCCAAAGGGAUCUAUUGAACGGGAGGAUGCAUUUGCGAAAGCGAAGGGUUGGAUAUCAAUUAUGAAAGCUGUUGGAACGGACUUGUUGCAGGUUGGAGCAACCGAUACACCGAAAGACAAUAUAUCCAUAGAAAGGGAUACCAUCGUCUCUGAUCUACGAGAACUGGGCGAAUUGCUCGCGGAGAGUGAUUUCCGCCUCGCAUACGAGAAUUGGUGCUGGUCCACUCAUGCACCGGGUUGGAAGGAGGUAUGGGAGAUUGUUCGAGAUGUGAAUCUUCCAAAUGUCGGACUUUGUCUUGAUACAUUCCAAUCUUGUGGAAGUGAGUGGGGCGAUCCUACCACAUCAUCGGGGUUGAUUGAGACGGUGCCACCGGAGCAGCUUCAAGCAAAUUUCAAGGCUAGUAUGCAAGAACUUAUUCGAACUGUUCAUGCAGAUAAGAUCUAUUUGCUCCAGAUUUCGGAUGCAUACAGGGUCUCCCCACCGCUAGAAAAUAAAGUUUUAGGCGGAUUACGGCCACGGGGUCGCUGGAGUCAUGAUUAUAGACCUAUGCCGUAUGAUGGGGGUUAUUUGCCCAUUGAGGAGUUCGCGAAGGCUGUGCUGCAGACAGGGUUUAAAGGAUGGUUUUCUAUGGAGAUUUUUGAUGGAGGGCCAGAGGGUAAGGGGAGGAAGUAUGAGAUGGAUUCUUUUGCGAAGAAGGCAAUGCAGAAUAUGCAGAAGUUACUGGAUCAUUGUGCUACGGAGUGA
This is a messenger RNA of Penicillium angulare, 1047 nucleotides long. RefSeq names its product sugar phosphate isomerase/epimerase family protein. Bases 1 to 1047 code for a protein of 348 amino acids. The transcript has 2 exons. Lineage: Eukaryota; Fungi; Ascomycota; Eurotiomycetes; Eurotiales; Aspergillaceae. The record is from RefSeq and is a predicted model, not a curated record.